UGCUUUCAAAUUCACCUCAUUCCGUUUUCCCCAUCAUCUUCCUCCAAACCUGCAUCAUGCUUUCUCAGUAUCCUCUCAACCCAAACGCCCAAUCUUAUUAUUCGACACCAAAUAAUCAAGUAUUUUAUGAUCCUCGUUUUAUCCAUCACUACGUGCCUCCUUCUAAUUUGGGGGUUUACCCUCCGUCUCCGUUUCCGUUUCCCUAUGAUCAGAACGUGAAAACGGUUAAAGUGUGGGCCAGGGUUAGAGGAAGGAAGCUUCUAGCUGAGAAUAAUGCUAGGGCAAAGCCUCUUGGUAAUCGCGCAGUUCCGUUUCCAAACACCGUUCAAGAAGCUAAGACCUCUUCUAUCACCACUGUCAUGAUUCGCAAUAUUCCUAACCAAUUCAAGUUUGAAGACUUGCAGCUAAUACUGGACGAGCAUUGCUUUAAACAGAACAAAAGCGCUGAGGAUCCUAAGGCUUGGUCCAAGUUUGAUUUCGUUUAUUUGCCCAUGGAUUAUGGGAAACACGCGAUAGAGAAGAAAAAGUCGAAUUUGGGAUACGCGUUUGUGAACUUCACCACUCCUGCUGCUGCGUUCAAGUUCUACAGCGAGUUCCAAGGUUUCGAGUGGGAUGUCGCCAAAAACAAGAAGAUAUGUGAAAUCAACGUGGCUCAGUAUCAGGGUAAAGAUACUCUGAAGAGGAUUUUCCAGGGAAAAGUUUUCAAGUGCGAGAGUCGAGAUUUUUUGCCUGUCCUAUACUCAGGAGGAGGCCGUGAUGGCUUGAACCGUCGAAUCAAGGGAACUUACGUGGGAAAACAUGUAUUGGGUCUGCCACGGAAGAAGAACCCUAGGAACCUGUUUCUUUUAAUUAACCCAAACGUGUGAUUCGAGCCCCGUCCCCUUCCGUACGUCCUUUCCAUUUCCAUGGGAACUUAAUCCUUAGUUGCUUUUUUUUAAAAAAAAAAACAUUUUUUCCUAGGUUGUAGCACUUCUUUGUCUUGGACUUGGAUCGUGGUAUUGGUGAAUCCUUGCUUUGUUUAGGAUUAGUUAGGUCAGAUGCAUAUCCCGCACUUGCAAGUUUAAUAUAACCCUUUAUCCUCUCUCUUUUUUUUUUUUUGUUGGGUAUGAGAUUUUUAGGUUUCAUAUGGGAACAGCUAAUCAGUUAGGUCCUAGGAUAAUAUUGUAACCAUGCAUAGUAUCUUUUUGACUUUCUUUCCCCUUCUUAGUUUUAGGUUGUCUAGAGAGAUGAGAUUCCUGUGUUUUCAUUCUCCCCCUGGAAAUGGUGGGGUCUUCCAUGCUAUAUACCAUUUUGGGUGAAUUGGAAACAUGGGUUUAACAAAUUAUGAGUUGCUCUGUGUAGUUUGUAUCGUUUAA
This is a messenger RNA of Glycine soja, 1355 nucleotides long. Its product is annotated as protein terminal ear1 homolog. Gene Ontology annotation, molecular function: nucleic acid binding. The record is from RefSeq and is a predicted model, not a curated record. NCBI's taxonomy places the organism in Eukaryota, Viridiplantae, Streptophyta, Magnoliopsida, Fabales, Fabaceae. The transcript is spliced from 4 exons. Bases 57 to 866 code for a protein of 269 amino acids.